This is a messenger RNA of Aureobasidium namibiae CBS 147.97, 1662 nucleotides long. RefSeq lists its product as uncharacterized. Gene Ontology annotation, molecular function: DNA-binding transcription factor activity, RNA polymerase II-specific; zinc ion binding; DNA binding. The coding region runs from base 1 to 1662 and encodes 553 amino acids. Lineage: Eukaryota; Fungi; Ascomycota; Dothideomycetes; Dothideales; Saccotheciaceae. The transcript has a single exon. The record is from RefSeq and is a predicted model, not a curated record. Gene Ontology annotation, biological process: regulation of DNA-templated transcription; DNA-templated transcription; response to xenobiotic stimulus.
AUGUCGACAACGACACCGCAACAUAACCGAUUGCGCUCACGCGUAGCUUGCGAGCCAUGCCGAGAACGCAAAAGGAAAUGUGAUGGAGCCUUUCCAUGUAGCACUUGUGUGCGGUAUGCAUACGACUGCCAUUAUCCGCAAUCUACUCGAAAAAGAAAAGCCGCCGCAAUAUCCGACACUUCACCAGUAGCGGAACACACUCCUGCAUCGCCAACAGAUCAAGAUGCUCAAACCAGGAUAGAGUCGCUGGAAGCAAAUUCUGGUUCUGCUUUUGUGAGGAAGAUGGCAUUAGGCAUUGAUCCGGCUAAUGCUCCCCGACUACGCUUGUUCGCUUGGAAUGUUUUCCUUGGUUCACGAAAGUCAAAUCAUACCCCCAUCUCCCGUUCUAUCACCCAGAUCCUUUCCUGGUCUGAGGCAGAAGAACUUGUCGGUGUUUACUUCGCAAAGGUUGACCCUUGUUACGGUUUCGUAGACCGGCGAUCGCUCGAGCGCCGUAUGCGAACUUACUGGACGAAUGACAAUGCAGAGACGAGCUCAUUCGAGGCUGUCUUGUGUGGCAUUGCAGCUUUGGGACUUCUGUUCUCUCGGAGAAAUGUGAUUGAUGCAGAACUGGACCUUGUCGAGACAGCCAAGCGAAUUCUCGAAGAAUCAAUAUCGGUGCAUCCUUCUCUGGAUAUUGUCACCGCCUGGGUGUUGCGGGUGGCUUACAUGCGAAUGAUUGCCCCGGCGCAUGCCGCAUGGAUGGCUAGUUGCAUGCUGAUGCACACUCUCGAAGCUGCUGGUAUACACUCGACUCAUGUACUCAAUUGGAGCACCGAUGAGUCAGGUCAGCCGUUGACACCAGAGAUCAGAAAGCGAAUUCUUGGUAUCGCUCAGCAUCUGAAUGUUUGGAUGUCAUUUGAUAUCGGACGCUCAAGAGUACAUCUCCAGACGCUCGAUUUUGAUCUACCGGCUCCUAGAGAAGGCGGUUACACUACAGAGCUCCUGGAGCUUUUACCUCAUGCCGAGAACCUCAAUCCUGAUAAGAACGUGGAUGUCGUGGAUCUCAAGAACUCACUCUCGAAAAUCGUUGAGCGGCAUCACACUGCACCGCCAUCUGUUCUUGCUCAGUGCAACCUCACGCUAUUGUUGUGCCGCCGGUUGAGAAUUCUCAACUUCCAUUUCCAAGGUAACCUUCUCACGCAGGUACUGUCGGUAACUGCGAGAGGUAUUCAAGCUGCUCAAGACUUGUUAGAUGACUGUGCUCCAUGGCAUCAUGUGGUCAAUGUCCCAUUCCAGAUCAUCUGCAUCUUACUCGCUUUAGACACACCAGCAGCCAUCGCACAACUGAAUGAUGGCAUCAAGACAUUGAGUAAUAUCCAGCUAGUCUACCCAACUGAUGCUGCAAAAGAAGCUCUAAGCACGGCUUGUUUACUCAUUCAUUUGCACAGAAAGCGGAAAGAGGCGGAUCUCAAAACGCUGUCAGAAAUUGUGUCGACAUAUUCACCUUCAGUCUUGUUUGAUCAGCAAAUGCUAUCACAGCCUCAAACUAUCAAUGACUGGGGAAACACUUGGCUUGAAACCUUACCUGAAAUGCCUGAUCUACAGACAUUCGAUAUCGAUCGUUUCCUCAAUGGCAGUAGUGAAUGGAACAACCCUGGUGACUGGCCACAGGGCUUGUAA